Nilaparvata lugens (brown planthopper) is the source of this 2978-nucleotide messenger RNA. Its product is annotated as retinal guanylyl cyclase 1. Gene Ontology annotation, biological process: receptor guanylyl cyclase signaling pathway; cGMP biosynthetic process; protein phosphorylation. Lineage: Eukaryota; Metazoa; Arthropoda; Insecta; Hemiptera; Delphacidae. The record is from RefSeq and is a predicted model, not a curated record. Gene Ontology annotation, molecular function: peptide receptor activity; guanylate cyclase activity; protein kinase activity.
AUGAUACUCUCAGUUGACGUCAUAGUGGUGUGCGGCUCGCAUCUGCUUCCCAGACUGCCGAAGGGUCUCCCUCCCGAGACUGAGGUGCUCGUCACAAGGGUUGAUCAACUCCAGAUGGAUGCCCUUACUGGAAUAGGGUUGCUACUGCUUUUUGACAAACCCUGUAUCAAUCGCACACAGGCCCUCCGCUGCUGGUUGACGAGAUCCUUGAAAGCGGCGAAGGAGGCCCUUGAGCCUGCCGCCCCCUUGGCUGACUCAGUGCUGCCCCCGAGGCACUUUGGCCGGCCCCACGCGCUAUACAGAGUGGUCAACGAGUGUGGCACUCGCAGCUGUCACGCCCAACACAGGCAGCUCAAGGAGAUUUACAGCUUUGACACGGCUUUCAGAACUGGCGGAGACGGAUUGAAUGCUGGUAAAGCUACAUCUUUAGCUGGACGCGAAUUCAAAAUAGGAGCACUGUAUGUGUCAAUCUAUGCCCUUGUUGCUGCGUCUGGUAUAGGAUUUUUCGCUGUAUGUUUUGUGACGAAAGCGCUGACCAACGCCAAUCAGAGACAACCCGCGGAUGACUGCAGGGUACGAUGUAAUCUAAAUGGCGAUCUUGUGUUCCUGAAGCCGUUGCCAGUACAUGCUGAGUCAUUCGAGCUGAAGAAAAAAGCCAAAAAACUACUAACAAGUUUAUGCGGUCUCCGGCACGAAAACCUUAACCUGCUGCAUGGCUGCUACGUGGGAUCUGGGGAGGUGGCUCUAGUCUCGGACUUCUGUCAGAGGGGAUCCCUGGAGGAUGUACUGGUCAAAGACGUCAUCAAACUGGACUGGAGUUUCCGGCUUUCGCUACUAACUGAUCUAGUUCGGGGUCUGAGAUACCUGCACUCAGUGCCCGGAAGGUGUCACGGACGUCUGACGUCACGCAACUGCGUCAUAGACGGACGAUGGGUGCUCAAAAUCACUGACUACGGUCUCGGGUCAUUCUUCGCCAAGCAGAAUGUUCCCAUACCACCGGCCACUGCUAGAGAUCUGCUAUGGACAGCCCCAGAGCUACUUCGUAAUGAUGAGCUGCGCAUGCGUGGUGGAAGUCAAGCAGGCGACGUGUAUAGUCUGGCAAUAAUUAUGCAAGAAGUGGUGGUGAGAGGGGAGCCUUUCUGUAUGCUCUCUCUCACUCCUCAAGAAAUAAUAGAGAAAGUGAAACACCCGCCACCCCUGAUUAGGCCGUCUGUAUCCAAGGGCGCCGCCCCUCCAGAAGCCAUCAACAUAAUGCGCCAAUGCUGGGCCGAGGCACCUGAAAGCAGACCACAUCUUGAUUCCGUCUACGACCUGUUCAAAACACUCAACGAUGGCAGAAAAUCGAAUUUCGUGGACACCAUGUUUGAACUGCUGGAGAAAUAUUCGGAUAAUCUGGAGGAGAUAAUACUGGAGAGAACUGAGCAACUCUAUGUGGAGAAAAGGAAGACUGACCAGUUGCUGAACAGGAUGCUUCCCAGUUCAGUAGCGGACAAACUGAAGGUUGGCGAGAAGGUGGACCCGGAGGAAUUCGAGGAGGUGACCAUCUACUUCUCCGACAUCGUGGGCUUCACUGCAUUGUCAGCGAUUUCCACUCCCUUCCAAGUGGUCGCUCUAUUGAACGAGCUCUAUACACGCUUUGAUGCCACCAUUAAUGCAUACAAUGUCUACAAGGUAGAGACAAUAGGAGACGCGUAUAUGGUGGUGGGAGGCUUGCCUGUGCGGGUGGCCGACCAUGCUGAGCAGAUAGCCACCAUGGCACUGGACCUUCUGCAUGAGAGUGGACAAUUCCGCAUCAGACAUCUCCCCGACACCCCUCUCCAGAUCAGGAUUGGCCUGCAUACUGGACCCUGCUGCGCCGGCGUAGUAGGUCUCACGAUGCCACGCUACUGUCUGUUCGGAGACACGGUCAACACAGCGUCACGCAUGGAGUCGUCCAGCGCACCCUGGCGAAUACAUCUGUCGGAGGCCACAUUCAGGAGACUCAAAAUGGCCGACGGCUUCCAGUUGGAGUACAGAGGGCUGACCGAGAUCAAGGGCAAGGGGCGAAUGCCGACUUAUUGGUUGCUGGGGAAGGAAGGGUUUUGUAAACCCUUGCCAAGGCUGGACGAAACCACCCCUCUGACUCAAACAACCCUCUCCCUCUCAGCCAGACCUCCCCGUCUCAGCCACCAGCUCUCUCUGGACCCCCGCCUGCUAGACACCAGCGGAGGGGCAGGGGGCACCUCCCCCCACCACGAGCACCCAUCCCGCCGGAAGUGGGGAGGCAUCCAGCGACAGAUGACCUUUGAAGCCGGGGAACACGGGGGAGGAGCAUUCCCAGAAUCCCACAGCUUCGUGUUCCCAGAUCCCCGCAACAAGAGCUCAUCAUCUGACCUUGAAUCCACAGGAAUCUCCUUCAUCGGAGGUGACCCUAAAGCUGCUUCCGCCUCAAACUUAUCCCAUCGCAAGGCAGUACUCCGUAGAACCGGUCAUGAAGACCUCAGUAGACCUUACAACCUCUACAGAUGCCUUUCCCCAGCCACUGGUAGCAUUUCCGGACGAACCGGAAGUACUUCCGGUCUAACCGGAAGUGGGAUCACUCAGACCGGAAGUAACACCCCAAAAACCGGAAGUAUUACUAGCAAACCAUCCCUGAGACGGCAGUUCAGCGUUGAUUUGGCUCCCGUUCAGCAGAGGGUGUGUAAGCAGAAUUCAGCAUGUGCUGAUCUGGAGAGUAUCAACGAAUUGCCUCCGAAAUCAGCUGAUGAUGUGAGGUCUAGUUCGGCGUAUUCGGUUUCAUUUGAAUCGCUCAACUGAUCCCGGCUUUUGGUGUGGAGUCAGCGGGCCAGUUGGCUUAGGAGUAGGGAAGGGUCAAGGUCAGCAAGUACUGAUUGAAAUGCUCUAGAUUCACUCAAUAUUAGAAUGCUGAUAAUAGUUUACAAAUAUACCAAUAUUGCAUUUCAGAAGAGACACACCUCAGUUUUGUAACAACAAUAUAG